CCUAUUAUAUCUACCAUACACUGUCGAUUUAGUCAUGGCGACGAAGGCGCUGGUGUUUCUGCUGUUGGUCGGGGUGGCAUCUACAACAUCUACCUCACAUGUGUCCAUCAACUUCGGUGGAGCUAAUGUAAACUACAACAACGACCACGUCGACGGCCCUGCAGAAAGCUACCAUCCCGCUCCAGUCUCAUAUCAUCCAGCCCCAGCUUACCACCCGGAACCCAAGUACCCCGUGCACCACGAGCCUAAGUAUCCCGCACACCCUGCG
Messenger RNA from Penaeus monodon (black tiger shrimp), 268 nucleotides. RefSeq lists its product as uncharacterized. Gene Ontology annotation, biological process: central nervous system formation; innate immune response; regulation of Toll signaling pathway. The record is from RefSeq and is a predicted model, not a curated record. Gene Ontology annotation, cellular component: extracellular region. Lineage: Eukaryota; Metazoa; Arthropoda; Malacostraca; Decapoda; Penaeidae. Gene Ontology annotation, molecular function: growth factor activity; Toll binding.